Messenger RNA from Vicia faba (fava bean), 810 nucleotides. NCBI's taxonomy places the organism in Eukaryota, Viridiplantae, Streptophyta, Magnoliopsida, Fabales, Fabaceae. The record is from the annotation of a GenBank genome assembly.
AUGUCUGAUCAAGUAAAUGGCUUGCAACACAACCAAGCAUGGCCAGAGCUACAGCUUCCAGACUUGUUACAUAGUAAUGAGACUGUUCGACAAGUUCAUGCAACAAUUGAAAAGGAAUGGGAUUUCCUUCAAAGGUCAGCUUGUCAAACGGCUGCUGGAAGGGCUAUGUGGAAGCAUGUGAUCCAUGAUCCACUUGCUGCUUUACUGGCUGGGGAGAAUUACUUGAGAAACCUUCAUGAGAAGAUGAUGAAAGACCAUCUCAACAAUGCCCAUGAAACUUCUGGAGUGAUUCUUGCAGUUCGAACGCUUUGGUUUGAUUCUAGACUUGAAGAUUUUCUCAACUCCCCUAAUGGCAGAGAAGCACAGGUUGUUCUCCUAGGUGCAGGAAUGGACACAAGAGCAUAUCGUUUGAAUUGCUUAAAGGACAGUGAUGUCUUUGAGGUUGACUUUGCAGAAGUCUUGGAGAGUAGAAGCAGACAUAAGAGAAAACGAUUGGAUGGAAAAGCUUCAAAUUGCAGGUUUCUUGCCACAAAAGAGCACAGUUUGGAUUCUAGAAGUGAUUGGCCAGACCAACUUUUACCAUCUAUUGGCUUCACUCAUGUAAAACUUUCACAAAUUGGAGACCCAGAUGCUCAUUUUGGCCUCUUGAAUGAUCCGUUAAAUCUCUUCAACAAGCUCCGCAGCUUGCCUAGGUCAUUACAAACCAAUCCAGAGGACGGAGCACCUUGCUGUCGCUUGUACUUAGUGGAAGCUUCUGGUUCACCCGAUCAAAGUUCUGCGCAUAAUAAGGAGUCGGUCAUUCAGUCCUGA